AUGCGUUGCCUACUCCAACUUGUCCUCAACCUCCUCAUUUGGCGAUUUUCGGCAAUUUUUGCCUAUUUCGACUGUCCACAUCGAUGCCAAUGUUACGAGGAUAACGAGCAGUCGACGCAGGUUCAUCUCAUUUGUAAAUGGGAGCAGAUCAACAGCACAAGUCUUUCCAAUUUGUCUCGACCCGAAUUAAUUCGAACUUUAACAAUCCGAUGUCCGUAUCAUUCACCAAAAGUCUCAACACCAAUUCCGGCCAUGUUCCAAAGGCUUCGAAAUUUGGAUCGUUUGGAGAUUGACCGCUGUUUGAUGGAGAAUGUGCCGGAAACACUUUUCGCUGGUUUACAUCAACUCUAUUCGCUUAUAAUGAAAAAUGGGAAAAUUUCCGAUUUACCCAGGGAAAUAUUCGCCCAUGUGCCUAAUUUGAUGAUGCUCGAUUUAUCAGGAAACCAAUUAAGAAUCGAACCAUAUUCUCUUAAAUCUUUGCAAAAUCUGCUUCAUCUUGAUCUUAGUGAUAAUAAUAUUGGAUUUCUCACCAAUACAAUGGUUUCAUUGACAAAACUCAAAGUGAUCACAAUGAACAACAAUCGAUUGACAAAUAUCGAUUUUCGCCGAUUUCCGGAGCAUCUGACCGAUCUUUCUCUUCGACAUAAUCAAAUUUCCACAAUGCAUUAUCUGCGAGCAACCGCGAGACAUUUGAAACGACUCGAUUUGGCUGCGAACCGUCUUGAAUUCAUUGCCGGAUUAGCUUCAGGAAGCAUCAAUGUGCUUCCGUCCGAGCUGAAACAUGUCGAUCUGUCUGAAAACCGGAUCAAAUUCCUUCAGGAAAACGCAUUAGGCCAUUUAGAGCAUCUCGUAUUAAUUGACUUCAAAAACAAUUCAAUUAAAGAAGCGAAACAUUCCAGUUUCAAAGGUCCGAAAGGAGAAUUCAAACUAUUUUUGGCGAACAAUCCAUUAUCAUGUCAUUGUAUGCAUAAAUGGCUUAUGCAUUCCAAACUCAAAAAUAUCACAAUUGCGGAUCUUGAAGCAGUUCAAUGUGUUUCUUUGAUGCAUCCGCACAAAAUGAUGCUUCUCAAAUUGGCAGUUGAGCGAAAUGAUUUGCUGUGCAAAUAUUCAAAUAUGUGUGAAGCGAAUUGCGAGUGCUGCGAACGUUCGAUGUGUUCUUGCCGAUUUCAAUGCCCACCGUCUUGUCGUUGUUUGCGAUCAGCCGACACAUCGAGUCCAAGGGUUUGUUAUCAGUUUCAAAGAAAAAAAAAAUAG
Molecule: messenger RNA, 1254 nt
Organism: Caenorhabditis bovis
Lineage: Eukaryota; Metazoa; Nematoda; Chromadorea; Rhabditida; Rhabditidae
Source: the annotation of a GenBank genome assembly